AUGCGGUGCCCAGAAGUAGUGCAUCCAAUCCGACGCCAGUGUUAUUUUUACAGUCUGAGCCGCUGUGGGGUCGGCUUGGUUUACAGUCUCCCUCUCCCAGUCUCCCUCUUCCAGUCUCCUUCUCCCUGUCUCCCUCUCCCAGUCUCCCUCUUCCCGUCUCCUUCUCCCUGUCUCUCUCUUCUAGUCUCCCUCUUCCAGUCUCCCUCUCCCAGUCUCCCUCUCUCCCUAUCUCCUUCUCCUAGUCUCCCUCUCUGUCUCCCUCUCCCUGUCUCCCUCUUCCAGUCUCCCUCUCCCAGUCUCCCACUUCCAUCUCCCUCUCCCUGUCUCCCUCUCCUAGUCUCCCUCUUCCAGUCUCGAUCUCCCUAUCUCCCUCUCCUAGUCUCCCUCUUCCAGUCUCGAUCUCCCUAUCUCCCUUUCCUAGUCUCCCUCUCCAUGUCUCCCUCUCUGUCUCCCACUCCCUGUCUCCCUCUCCCUGUCUCUCUCUUCCAGUCUCCCUCUCCCUGUCUCCCUCUCCCUGUCUCCCUCUCCCUGUCUCCUUCUCCCAGUCUCCCUCUCCCUGUCUCCCUCUCCCAGUCCCCUCCCUUUGAGAAUCCGAGCAGUUCAGUCAUUCUUCUCUGUCCAACUAUCGCUCCUGUUGCUGCUGCCGAUUACCGCCACCUCCAUCCAACAGAAUUCUAA
This is a messenger RNA of Knipowitschia caucasica, 678 nucleotides long. The record is from the annotation of a GenBank genome assembly. NCBI's taxonomy places the organism in Eukaryota, Metazoa, Chordata, Actinopteri, Gobiiformes, Gobiidae.